GUCGCCCGCAUUGCCCCAGUGAUGAGUCUAGCCACGCUGGGAUCCUCGCCAGGGUAAUCGAUGCAGAAACGUUAGCAGUGCGUCUCUGUGCUGGACUCUCGCUUUUUCUAUCAGCUCUUAUUCGUCCGGGCAUAUGCACCGGUGGACUAGCACCAUCUGAUCAAGUGGCUAAAAGCUUAAAAGGACGAUAUGACCGCCGGGUUCUGUGACGCAUGCCGAUUGGCAGAUAAUGGCCGUAGAUAUAACUGGCGCUCACGCCUGCUGGGCUGUAGACGUCACAUUGGGCAUGAUUCUACUGCACCAACACAUGCGACAACCAGUCGAUGCAGUUUCGCGGACCAGUCGAAUCUAGCCCCAACCUUGAGACUUGAGCUGAAUCCUAUCGGGCACCUCACAAUCGGGCCUCAUUGUAGCGGUGUAGACAUGACACAAAUGGCAACGGAUCUUGAAAUCGCGAACCUAAAUGGCACAUCGUGCACGCCGGACACCCUGCAUAUGGGUUCGCCUAUCACGCGGCGCCAUUCCCAUGCAUGCUGCAGAGACUAUCGCGCCACGGAGAUUGCCGGCUCCGAUAGGGUCCAAGUAGAAGCAACAUGAAGCCUGGACCGAAAGUUCGAGGCAAAUUUCAGUAUUUCCAGAAGACUUAUGGUAGU
Messenger RNA from Aspergillus eucalypticola CBS 122712, 653 nucleotides. RefSeq lists its product as uncharacterized. The transcript has a single exon. Lineage: Eukaryota; Fungi; Ascomycota; Eurotiomycetes; Eurotiales; Aspergillaceae. The coding region runs from base 190 to 597 and encodes 135 amino acids. The record is from RefSeq and is a predicted model, not a curated record.